AUGAGCUCGUUUGCGCCGCCUGCCGUGUUCUCUGACUCCGGGAGGCAGCGUUCCUCUUGCCACUUGGUGUCUCCUCCAGAUCCGCUCGUGAAGCCGCUGCUGUCCGAGUUUCUUCCUCAAAGUGCUUCGCGCUCCCGUGCCUCUUCGCGGCCUGACGACCCUCCCGCCUUUCCUUCUUCAGCCUCUACGAGCUCUUUCUCUUCUCCUGCUGCGAGUCUCCCCCCGCCGCGAAGCCCCCAGACGCCAGGCGACGCCGUGUCUCUGCCGUCGGCCUGUAUUCCGUUUCCUGCUCGCAGUCUCGCCCAGCUGUGGAGGAAGAAGUCGAGCGGCGACAGCAGCGGGUCUGCCUCCUUCGCGUCCUGUCUCAUGAGGAAACUCUGGUCGGCUACCGCCAUGAGGGACGACAGCGCGCUGGAGUGCGGGGACAGCCAUACCCCACCUGCAGAGAGGCUCGGCAGGCAGGGCGUCGAUCUCGCCAGCGACGGGCGAGAGGCCUCGCGGGGCCAAGAGGCCGAGAGAGGCGAACUGAGCCGGAUCGUUCUUCUCUCGGAAUCUUCGUCUGCUUCGGCGCCUCGCAGUCGACGAGAACAGGCCGACAGUUCCGGCGCCUGUUCUGAAGCUGCGCGGGCCACACAGACGACCCACGCGGGGCCGUGGUGGCAAACCCGCGAAGGCGAGAGGGACCACGAACGCCGCCCGGGAACGGACGUCGAAGCCUCGCGAGAAGACGAGAGUGAAGAAGCGGGCGAAAGAGAAGAUAUGGAAGAAGUCCUUGAAGGGCCAGAAGACGUGAAUGAGUUCGAGGAAGCACCGGACUUCUUCACUGAAUUUGUCGAUGUCCCUGACGACGAUGAGGACCAGGGGGAAGAGGGCGGAAGGCAUGUUUCUCCCUCACCUCCUGCACGACUCUCGCGGCUACAUGAAAGCGAUACUUUUUCGCUUUCGACCGCGACUUCCGGGGCGCGUGCGCCUCGCGAGACCCUGCGAGGACGCGAACAAAAGACCGAACAUGUGGAAGAUGCGCGAGCGCGAGAACAAGGUCGUACGCCCCUGGCGUGUGCGCAAAUGCCUGCCUCCGCCCGCAGUUGCUCGCCUGCGCCUGCUGCCCCGCGGCCGUGGAUAGGUACGCGUUGCGAGUCGCCGGCAGCACACUCCGCGUUUGGCCACAGCGUUCCGCAGUCCUCAACUUCCGCCUCUGCCCCGUUUUCCGCUUCCUCCGGCUCUCCAGGUCGCGUGCCCGUCCACCUGCCGUCUCCCGAACCCCGCCCAAGUUCUGCGGAGCUUCCGACGCCGCACGCGCCUCUGUGCGGGAGCGGGCCGGAGACGGAGGUGGCGACGUCGGCGGCUGCGCCUCUUCUUUUUGGAGAGAGGACCGAGGCGAAGAAAGGACAGGGGCGGAGGCUAUUGAGCAUCUCACCCCAGCAAGCGGUCUUGCCCCCUCUUUUCGAGACAAACAUCGGGAUCGACCGGCCAGCUCUGGAGACGGGGCAAACGCCCGUUUCAGGACAUCGGUUUCCCCAACAGGGGGACGACGGUAACUCUCUGGUGGCUCGACUGUUGCUUCCCUCCCCCUCGCCUUCCUUACCACUUGCUCCAGAAGCGCCUGCUUUCUCCUCGAACGGUGCGACAGGUUCUAGCCGUCUCUCGUGCGCCCAGUCGUCAUGUGGUACGUCUGAGUGUUCCGAGGACGACUCAGCCGCCGAGGAGGCCGCGUCGGCGCGCUCUUUCUGGUCGUGUUUCUCCUUCGUCCCCUUCUCACUCACGUGUCUUUCUUCCCCCUGUUUUCUUCUCUCCACCCAGCUCCUCUCGACUUCUCUGCGCGGUUUGUCUCUGCGCUCGCCGACCCCCUCGAGUGCCGACUCCCCUGUAUCGAGGGUCGGGGCGGUGGCCCGCCGUUCGCGUCUGCGUCGUUGCCUGGUUGCGGUCUUUGUCACUCUUCCCCUUGCGCUCCUCCUGCUCCCCCUCAACCUCGUUUUCCUUCUCGCGCAGCUGCUGCGGCGCGGCGUCGAGUUGCUCCUUCCGCCGCCGCUUCCCGCUCACUUCAGAUGGAAGAAGUUCGUCGCCUUCCUCGGCCCCGGCUGGCUCGUGGCGAUGGCGUACCUGGAUCCGGGAAACCUCGAAGGCGAUUUGCAAGCUGGAAGCAGAAGAGAAGAGCCUGGCAUUCUUCCGCCGGGCACGCCCGACCCCAAGGGACACGCCCUCCUGUGGGUUCUCUUGUGGGGCCACGCAGGGGGUUGGAUCUUUCAAGUCCUGGCCGCCAGGCUCGGAAACGCCACGGGCGUCGACCUAGCCACUCUCUGCAGGCGGCAAUACAGUCGGAGCGUCGCCUGGCUCCUCUGGGUCCUCACGGAGAUCGCGAUUCUGGGCGCCGACAUCCAAGCCGUGAUCGGUUGCGCGGUCGCCUUCAAUCUGCUCCUCGGGCUCCCUGUGUGGGUCGGGGUUCUCGUGACUCUCGUGGACUCGUUCACCUUCCUCUCCCUGAAUGCCGAGAGGACUCAGCAGCUGGAGCGGGUGUUUUCCUUCUUCAUCGGCAUCAUGGCCAUCGCGUUCGGCUAUACGCUUGUCCUUUCGAAGCCGUCUUUCCGCCUGAUUAUCCACGGCCUGGUGGCGCCUACGCUGCCCCGCACGCGCGCAGACGCCUUCGAUCUCCUCGCCCUCGUGGGAUGCAUCAUCAUGCCGCACAACAUCUUCCUCCACAGCGCUCUUGUCCUGACCAGAAAUGUCAAGAGAAGGCGACCCGACAAGGUGGCGGAGGCAAACUACUACUUCUCCCUUGAAGCUGCCCUCGCGCUCGCCGUCUCCUUCGUCUUAAACAGCUGCGUCUUGUGCGCCUUCGCAAAUCCCCGCGUGAAGACUCCGGAAGGCGAAGACCUCACCCUUUCCACCGCCCCCGAGGCUCUCCAGAGCGCCUUUGGUCAUGGCGCUCUUUACAUUUGGGCGACGGGGCUUCUUGCAGCUGGACAGAAUGCGGCGAUGGCCGGGACAUACGCGGGGCAGUUUGUGAUGCAGGGUUUUCUCAACCUUCAUUUCUCGCGCCCCGUUCGCCUCGUCCUCACGCGCUUAGUGACCAUCCUUCCCGUCGCCGUUCUGGCGGACCUCGACCAAGCCGUUGUCGAUUCGAUCUGUCGCGCGGUGAACAUUGCGCAAGCUUUUCUUCUUCCUUUCGCCCUCGUUCCGCUCCUCCUUUUUUCGGCCUCCCCCCGAGUGAUGGGGAAAUUCGCGCUCAACGGUUUGCGCUGGUUGGCCGUCUUUGCCCUGGCUCUUGUCGUCACAGCAGGGAACUUCGCGGUGGCGUUUUUUCAACUGUCCGCGCUCCAGCUGUCUCCGCAGCUCUGGAUCGCAGGGUUCACUCUCCUCCUGCUGUAUGCCGCUGUUCUUAUCCUUAUCGCUCGGCAAAAGAUUCGAGGAGUCUUCUGCGUCUACCUCCUUGGCGCUGCAAGGCAACGACCAGAGAGAGGAAGCUUGGAAGGAGAAGGCGUGGAAGAGAGGGGAGGAGACGCGACCGAAAGACUCCGAGGAAAUCCGCUAGCAUCCGCAGGACACGCGCAAGAUAUUUCCGUCCUUGGAGACGCCAGCAUUGUGCCUGUCUCCUCGGGGACAGAUGGGGAGGGACCGUAG
Molecule: messenger RNA, 3618 nt
Organism: Neospora caninum
Lineage: Eukaryota; Apicomplexa; Conoidasida; Eucoccidiorida; Sarcocystidae
Exons: 5
Coding region: 1-3618 (1205 amino acids)
Biological process (GO): metal ion transport
Cellular component (GO): membrane
Molecular function (GO): cadmium ion transmembrane transporter activity; manganese ion transmembrane transporter activity
Source: RefSeq, a predicted model, not a curated record